This is a messenger RNA of Canariomyces notabilis, 591 nucleotides long. RefSeq lists its product as uncharacterized. The record is from RefSeq and is a predicted model, not a curated record. NCBI's taxonomy places the organism in Eukaryota, Fungi, Ascomycota, Sordariomycetes, Sordariales, Chaetomiaceae. The coding region runs from base 141 to 437 and encodes 98 amino acids. The transcript has a single exon.
GGGGGCUUCCAAGGACUGUGGGGACAAUGGGAUUCUCAAAUACCUAUCUUAAAAGCUCUGGGAAGAUGAAUUCGUAUGAUAUGUCUCCAGCCCAGAACUGAUGCUGAAUUUCGGACCAAACUAAGGGGGCUUGUUAGGUUAUGGUUCGAAAGACAUGUAGUGCUUUGGAGCCACCUUCAACUAUGAUAGUUGUACCAUAUCCAGCUCAAGUGAUGAGGUUGCGGGACGGUGGACAGGGGCAAAUCUUCUUCGAUACUUCGCUCUUGUAUACAUCAUAUUGUUCCAUUUUAUAUCAAGGAGCUGGAGAUGAGACGGGCAAAUACUCAAAGAGGAAGGCGUUUCUUGGUAUUUGUAUUAUUCUGGUAGUUAUUUUGCCUUGCCCAGAAGCCACUAUCAAGAUAGUUGCUCUAGAGAGCCGUUGGGGGAUCAAAGGAUAGGUAGUUCCUAGCACUAAUUAGGAGUAAACUAUUCUAGGUACCCUAUCUAGGAUUGAGGGAUUGAUUUAUAUACAUUGGCGCAUCCACAAUCAUGGAAAGACAAAUAGAAGAUCCGAACAGUUUGAUCCCGUUUAUCCGUGUACCCCAUUUCCUC